GUAAAGGCUGGAUGUGUUUUCGUGAUAGUAACACUGCAGAGGAAGUGUCCAAAGCAGCCAAGUUUAUCAUUCGCGCAGUACAGAGUGAAACAUUCAAAGAGGAGUACAGGUGCAUGAAAGCAAAUCAGCCACUUCCAAAACAAAGUUGUCUCCAAAAGUUGAACCCUGUCAUUGAUGAAGAUGAACUCCUCAGAAUAGGAGGACGCUUGGCACCUGCUGACCUAACAAAAGAGGAGAAACACCCACUCAUUAUUCCAAAGGCUCAUCAUAUAGCUGUCCUUCUUAUUAGAUACUAUCAUGAAAAAGUAGCGCAUCAAGGGCGCCUCAUAACAGAAGGAGCACUCAGAGGAGCUGGCUUUUGGAUUAUUGGCAGUAAACGGCUCAUUUCUUCUGUCAUUCACAAAUGUAUUCUUUGUCGAAAACUCAGAGGACAAGUGCAGACUCAAAAGAUGGCAGAUUUACCCAUUGAUAGGCUGACACCCAUGCCACCAUUCACUAGUGUUGGACUGGACGUCUUUGGGCCCUGGACAGUCACCACACGUCGCACCAGAGGAGGGAGUGCAGACAGUAAACGCUGGGCUGUACUUUUCUCCUGCAUGUCCACAAGAGCAGUGCACAUUGAGCUCAUUGAAUCAAUGUCGACGUCAAGUUUCAUCAAUGCUCUAAGAAGAUUCUUUUGCAUCCGUGGUCCUGCUCAAAUGCUUCGCUCUGAUAGAGGGACUAAUUUUAUUGGAGCAUGUAAUGAGCUGCAAAUUGAUCACAAGGACACAGAACUGAAUGCUUACCUGCUGGAGAAAGGAUGCACAUGGCUGUUCAACUCCCCACACUCUUCACACAUGGGAGGAUCAUGGGAGCGACUCAUUGGAGUUGCGAGGCGCAUCCUGGAUGGGAUUCUUUUGAAGGCCGCACAUAUCCAAUUCACACAUGAAGUGUUGAGUACAUUCAUGGCAGAAGUAAUGGCAAUAAUGAAUGCAAGACCACUUGUACCAAUCUCAACAGAUCCAGACAAACCAAACCUUCUCACACCGGCAAUGCUUCUCACCCAGAAGACCAAUGCAUUAUCUGCACCAACAGGAAGCUUUGCACCACCAGACCUUUACUCAAAGCAAUGGAAACAAGUACAGUGUCUGGCAGACUGUUUUUGGAAACAAUGGAAAAGUGAAUACCUAUCGACUCUACAGCAACGGAGAAAAUGGACUGAUGAUAAACCGAACAUUAAAGUUGGUGACAUUGUGUUAUUGAAAGAUGCUCUCACACACAGAAACAACUGGUCCAUGGGAAAGGUUGUAAGAACAUUUGAGAGUAAGGAUAAUAAGGUUCGAAAAGCAGAAGUAAAAACUGUGAAAGAUGGAAAUGAAAAAGUGUUUUUAAGACCCAUUGCUGACAUAGUUUUGCUUUUGUCAGAGGAAAAUUAAGAGUGCUAUAACUGUAAACAGUGUAAAAUGUUUAUUAGAAAUGUUAAUUGUAGUGGCACAAUUGUAUUGUACCAGGCGGGGAGUGUUCUGGCUUUUGUAAGUUAUAAGUUACACCGUGUGCACUUUUUGUAAAAUUGCCCUAGAACUCCCUCCAGUGGUUGUUUUGUAGCAUUGUUUGUGGUUACAAAAAUACAGGAAGUAGACAGAUUCAAGAUGGCGGAAUGUAAUGCCGAAUGUUCGUGAAUUAGGCUAAUAUCAAUCGUGAAACGUUGUUGUUUUGGACAAGAUUUGUUCUUUUACGAUGGUCGAAAGUGGACAAUGGUCAGAGGCCAUUCUUCAAUAAAGCAGCAAAAAAACGGAAAGAGAAGUUUCUUUAUUGGAGCAUCGUUAUCUGGCUGUCUAGCUGGUGAAAAACAGGAAACUCAAAAGCGAGGACAGCACAAAUACAUUUAUUAGCUUUUUAAGCUUUAUUUGUGAUACAGUAUCUAAAAGCAGGUAUUUAGUGAAUAAAAGGUGUUAUUUUCUGCUUAUGUCUGGUUGUGCAUUUGCUGCUCAUAAUUAGUCCCAUUUAGAUAAAUAUGCAGUUUUGGAGAUUGGUCUCUUUGUGUGUAUCUGUGUGUUUAAAUUAUUAUUGACAAUUUCCAAGAUACCAUGUAUGAAAUACUGAGUGCAAAAUGAUAAUACAAGAAUAAAUUAUUAAGUGUGGGUUUUCUCUGGGUGCUCCGUCUCCUCCCACAGUCCAAAGACAUGCAGCUACUGGGGUUAGGUUUAUUGGUGAUUCUAAAUUUCUCACAGGGGUGAAUGGUGGUCUGUCUCUUUGUGUUAGCCCUGCGGCCGCGGACCUUGAGUCUGACACACGUGCUCUAGCUGCUGCGUCUCUCGACUCUAUCGUCUCUGCCAGCAAGCAAAGCUUCUCUUGGCAUUGUUUCAUUCAACAGGCACUGUUUGCAGGUUGCGUCACUUGCGUUGUGGUUUUCUGUUUCUGUUGUGGCUUUUGUAUUUAUGUUGCGGCUUUUGUAUUUGACCUGACACCUCUGGGCCACCGUAC
This is a messenger RNA of Archocentrus centrarchus (flier cichlid), 2463 nucleotides long. RefSeq lists its product as uncharacterized. Gene Ontology annotation, molecular function: nucleic acid binding. Bases 12 to 1415 code for a protein of 467 amino acids. Lineage: Eukaryota; Metazoa; Chordata; Actinopteri; Cichliformes; Cichlidae. The transcript has a single exon. Gene Ontology annotation, biological process: DNA integration. The record is from RefSeq and is a predicted model, not a curated record.